Naegleria gruberi is the source of this 2193-nucleotide messenger RNA. RefSeq names its product neuroguidin-like protein. Gene Ontology annotation, biological process: maturation of SSU-rRNA from tricistronic rRNA transcript (SSU-rRNA, 5.8S rRNA, LSU-rRNA). The record is from RefSeq and is a predicted model, not a curated record. Gene Ontology annotation, cellular component: nucleolus; small-subunit processome. Bases 5 to 2176 code for a protein of 723 amino acids. The transcript has a single exon. Lineage: Eukaryota; Heterolobosea; Eutetramitea; Acrasida; Naegleriidae.
CAAAAUGCCAAACACUAAAAGAGCAGCAUCAAAAAACAAGGCAUUUGCUCAACAGAGAAAGGAUAUUAAAAAACAUCAAUCCGAAAAGCCAGUUCUUGAGGAUGCUAUAAUAGACGCCGAGAGUUUCCAAUCAGAAACUGAUAAAUUCCAAUCUAAAAAACUUGCGCAAAUAAGACAAAAAACAGGUUUAUUAGAAAAGGACAAGGAUAGAGAUAUUAUUCAACCACUUAUACAAACAAAUGAUCAAGAUGAUGACGAUGAUAAUGAUGGAUAUGCUGAUGAAACAUCAAUUGAUAGAAAAUUAGUAAAACAAACAGUUGCAAAAGUUACUAAAAAACAAAAAGAUGAAAGUGAUGAUGAAUCUGAAGAUGAUGAAACUCAACUAACAACAACAGUCUCUUCUGAUGAGGAUGAUGAAGAAGAAUAUAAAGGAGCAUAUAGUGAUGAAGAUGAAUCCGAUGAAGAUAUUAGCAAAUUAAGAAAGAAGGCUUUGGCUGGUUCAUCACAAACAACAAGAUGGAAGAGAAAUGAAUUCUAUGAAGGACAAACUAAUAUUUCUCAAAAGACACAUACAAAUAGAGAAAGAAAACAAUUUGAUGAAGAAGAAGAGGAAGUUAAAAGAAUGCAAGAAGAAAGAGCAAAGAGAUUAUCUACAAGUGAUUAUUUGGAUGAUUUCAUGUUAGAUAGUAAAACAACAACAAAAAAGAAGAUUCAAGAAAGUUCAAAGAAGGAACAAGUUUCAAUUGAAGAAAAACUUGCAAUUAUACAAAAAGAUGCUCCUGAAUUUAUGAAUUUACUUGUAGAUUUAAAGAACAAACUUGUUACAGUUAAGGAACAAUUACAUCCAAUUUUAUCUAAAGUUGAAAUGGGUAAUUUAGCAACAAGUGAAGGUUUAAGUUAUUUAGAAACCAAGUAUCAUUUAAUGUUGACUUAUUGUACAAAUAUUUUGUUUUAUGUCUUGUUGAAAUCAAGUGGAAAAUCUGUUAAAGAUCAUCCAGUUUUGGAAAAUUUGGUUGAACUCCGAUUACUUUUAGAAAAGAUUAAACCAAUAGAUGAAAGAAUGAAAUAUCAAGUUGAUAAACUUGUUAAAUUGGCAAAUAAUAUUCAAGAUUCAACAAUGACAUUUGAUUUCAAACCAAAUCCAGAUAGAUUAUUAAAGAAUGAUGAAGAAGGUGCUUCUUUUAAUUCAGAUGAAGAUGGUUCUGAUAUGGGUGAAAGUGAUGAAGAUCUUAUGGAAAUGAAGACUGGUUCCAGAAAAUUAAAGACAUCAUUUGAUUCUGACAGUGAUGAUAAUGUUGAUGAAGAUGAUGAACAAGAUACCUAUGUUGCUCCAAAGAUGAUGGCUGUUUCUUAUGACGAUUCUGCUUUGAAAAAGUCAGAAAAGACAAGAAAAAAGGCCAUGGAAAGAAUUGAAAAGGGUGGGCUCUUGAAAGAACUUAAGAAUGAAUUUGGUGAUGCUCCAGAAGAAUCAUACUCUAUUGGUACUGAAGGAAGAAGUAAACAUUUGGAAGCUAUUGAAAAGGCAGAACUUGAAUCUCGUCAAAGACUUAUGCUUACAAAGAAAGAUAAAAAGAAGAUUGCUGAGGAAUUGAAGAUUAAGGAUCCAUUGACAGAAAUGGAUUCAUUCCACGAAUUUACUGCUCUUCAAAGAUAUGCUAAAUCAAAGAAUGCCACAAACAGCAAAUUGGCUUUGGCUCAAUAUCUUGGAGAUGCUGAUGAAGCUAUGAAGGAAAUUACAAAGGGACCAAAGCGUGAUGCUAUGGAUGAUGAAGAAAAGGCCAUGUUAGAAAGUGGUGCUUUGACUUAUGAUUCUAAUUCUGAUUUUGAUGAAGAUGAAGAUGAUUACUAUGAAGAAGAGGAUGACUCAAAGAAGAGAAAACGUGGAGGUUCUGAUUUUUCAUCAAAGAAACAAAAGAGAGAUUUUGAAGAUGAAAACUUGGAAUAUGAAGGUAGAGAUGAAAGUGGUAAGAGAAGGGCUGAUCACACAAUUAUUAAGAAUAGAGGUUUAGCAGCACACAAGAAGGAAGAUCAAAGAAAUCCAAGACUCAGACUGAAAAACAAGUAUAAGGCAAAGACUGGAGGUUAUAGAUUCGGUAAAGUUAAAUCUCAAGCAGGUUAUAGUGGUGAAAGCAAAAUUUCAACUGGUGUUGUCAAAUCUAGGAAGAUUAAGUCAUAAAUUUACAUUUGUUUUAU